This is a messenger RNA of Anthostomella pinea, 1269 nucleotides long. Lineage: Eukaryota; Fungi; Ascomycota; Sordariomycetes; Xylariales; Xylariaceae. The record is from the annotation of a GenBank genome assembly.
AUGCAUUCCCAGUUCCGCAUCCACCCAUCUCUCUUCACCACCUCGACCACCGCAACAGCACGGCCAUCUCGCUCGGCGCCCCGUCCAGCGACAGGUCUCAAGCAUCGCGCAUUCCACGCAAUUCCAAUCGACGAGUCGUUCUCCUCCUCUGUUACCUCUGCUUCUGCUGGUGGCGACCUUGCAGACUCGGCUAGCGACAGGGCCUCGUCAAGGUCCAGCCACCACGAGCAGCAGCACAGCAAGGACGCGCCCAAAGUCCAGGGCCCGCGAACCGCCAGGAAGGUAGUCCUCGGAGUUCCUAUCGGUAAUCCGCCAACUAUUCCUCCCACCGUCCUGACGGCCUUGGAGAAGCUCUACGAGGUAUACGUUGAGCACCCCGAACAGCCCGCCCCGAUCUCAUUCUCCACGACCGACUUCGACUGUCUGCUCCGAACCAUCGAAGCCUGUAUCGGCAGCCCGUCGUCCUUUUUAUCCCCCGAAGACGCUCACCUCCCCUACUCGUGGCCCCGGCGACUGCGCUCCGACGGCUUCGGCGGCUGGUUUCUCGAGCGCGUCCGCUGGGACUUCGAUGGGUCGUCCCUCGUCCUCCGCAUGCCUACCGAGAUCCACUUCGAUACGACGAACGACAUUAGCGAACACAUAAUAAAGCAAUUCCAACGAGCCUUGCUCAGCGGUGUAUGCAACGUGUGGUGGGAGGACGAGGAUGCCAGUAGUGAGGAGGGCAGUACAUCUACGGGGAGUGAUGAUGGGUCUGGACCGGACAGUGGGAGUGGCAGUGCGCAAGGAGAAGCUGAGGAGGUCAGAGACCUGUACCCGGGCCUGAUCGUCGAGGUCGGCUGGUCGCAUCAUACACCGCUCGAUCAAGCUGCAAAGUACAUACGCCACGGCAAUGGCCUAGUCCGGGCCGUCCUCCUCGUCAACGCUAAAUACGUCUGGCCCAAGGACCAGCCGACGACACCUACACUUCCCCAAAUCACUCUUAACGCCCUCCGACACGACGUGACACAGCACGGCUCUCUUGGCCCUGUUGACCACUUCAUGCGCGACGUCCUCAGCGCUGACGUCCCGGUCACGCUGCAAUGCAGCAAGUUCCGGCGUAUAUCCCGGAAGCAUUACGCCAGCAUGCGCUACACGGGCCCGAACCCGAAGAAGCGCUCUAGGGUCACGGACGACCAUCGGGCAUGGGAAGAGGAUGAGCGGGAAAGGGAGAGGGCGAACAAAAGGACAAUGGGGCUAGGGGACGGAUCGGUGGGCUUAGAAGACGAGUAA